Molecule: messenger RNA, 2376 nt
Organism: Penicilliopsis zonata CBS 506.65
Lineage: Eukaryota; Fungi; Ascomycota; Eurotiomycetes; Eurotiales; Aspergillaceae
Exons: 4
Coding region: 221-2191 (656 amino acids)
Source: RefSeq, a predicted model, not a curated record
UAUGCCGUGUGUCGCGGGGCCAAAAGCCCCUCUUUGGUGAGAAAUAACAAGGAAUCACAUCCAACGCUGCUGCUGCAUGUCAGCCGUUAGCUUAUGGGGAGGGGGGGUGAGAAAGUGCUUGAGGCUUAGCCUUGCGCCUCUAGAAUGAAAUGCCGGUCCUCUUGACGCAACUUUGAGGCCGCCUGUUCAUCAGAGCUUGAAUGAGGCAUUUGUAUGCAUCAUGAAGCGGACUCGGGAGAAUAGAGACGACGAGAAGAAGCAGAUCGUGACGGCUUUUGUGCGUGAGAGGGCAUCCGAGUACCACGAUGCCUUUGGGGUUUCAACCCCUCUGAGCGGAGCAGGGGGAGAUGAGAACCGUCUACCAGCUGCCAGGGAUUUACAGGCGGUUCUGGAGGCCUACAAUGCGACCGUAGACCAUGACCGGCGAUUCGAUAUCGAACAGUGCACUUGGGAUGAUGUUCUGGACACGCUCAACGAGGCCGAGGAGGAAUACUAUCAAAAGGGCAAGGGGAAUUUGAACUUUGUCCGAAGGGGGUUUCGGAUUGCAGGCGAUUAUUCAGAUGCCAUCCGCCCGUGGGUGGAUCUGAUUCCCUUGGGAAAUGGGAUGGAGGUUCUAAAUGCCGGGCUGAGCGUCAUCUUCAAUAUUGCAAAGCAGAACGCAGACAAUCGUGGGAAGAUCCUGGCCGCGUUCCACGACAUCCCGGCCAUCAUUCUACGGACCGAAGAGCAGCAGAACCAGUUUGCGCGGGCUGCCGUGCUGAGGGAAAAGGCGAUCGCUCUCUACAGCACCGUUGUGCAGGCGUUGGCAGACUUGAUCUUUCUCCUUCAGGGCAGCAGGUCGGGGUCAUCUUUCAAGAAUCACGUCAAGAGGAUGAGCAAGCGAUGUUUUGCCCCAUCCUACACUGCAAAUCAGAUCGACCAAAUCCUUCAAAGAGUCCGGAAAAGCACCGAGGACUUCAAGGAGUGUCGGGAGAUGGUGAAAAGUCAGCUCGCCAUCGAAACAUACCAGAAUACCAGCGCUCUGCGCGUUCAAGCCACAUUAAUUGACAGCCGUACGGAGCGGAUGUCUGGAGACGUUUCUCAUCUGGCACAGGGUGUGGAUGAGCUGAACAGUUCUUCAAAAUAUACCAAUGUCCAACUUGAUGGAGUGCAGGACCAGCUGUCCAAACUGAUCAUGGAAGUAGAAGCUUCUCGAGCUCAGCAAUACGCCGCAUACCAGCCAGGAAUGGAUGCCCAGGCUGCUUUAUGCCACUUUAUUCUUAAUGAUUUCCCCGGCCUCUGGAAUGCAGUGGCAUCAAUGAAUACGCCCAUGAUUCAGUCCCAGUCGUUUUUGUCGAGAAUGGAUCUUUUGAGUUGUCUAGGUGUCUCUCCUAGAGCAUCCGUCGAUGAUGUAGACGUCGUGUUGAAGCAACACAGCGUUCUGACUGCCGAAGCCCAGGCGCAGAGUCAGCAGCUCCUCUCGUCGAUUGAAUUCUCCCGAUGGAUGAAGGCCUCGCAUGCAGAAACGCUGUUUGUACAAGGGAAUUCUUCCAUCAUCGGACCGUGUCGAGUCUCUCCUCUGUCUGCUCUCUGCGCCACUCUGUCUCUCAAUUUAUCCAAGUAUCCCAAUUGCACAGUACUUCAUUUCUUCUGCGGCAUCCACGAGGCUCCCGGCGAUCCUAUCGCUGGUCCGAACGGAUUGAUCCGCAGCCUAAUAGUUCAGUUGCUUCUGACCCGCGCCACGUUCAACCUUGACUUCAUCAAUACCCGAGCCUUUGAAGAGCUUAUCCGGGCCCAUUCCUUGUUCGAUCUGUGCCAUACCUUUCGGGAGCUCAUCGAACAACUGCCCCCGACCGCCACGGUGGUCUGUAUCAUGGAUGGUGUGGCUCGGUUCGAGUCAGACGCCUGGCUCACUGACCUGUUGGAGGUCAUCCACACUCUGAACCAGAUCAUCGUCAAUCCCGCGCUGCAUCCCGUCGUCAAACUGCUGGUGACGACGCCGUUUGCCCAGAGCGGACGUGUGGGGAGAGCAAUCAUCGCCCACCACCGACUGACGCUCCGAAAUGCAGUGGGCGGCGGUAUGGGUCACACCAUCUCAGAUCGGUCUCUGUCCUCGAGGAUGAACCGCCUGGAUGAAUACCGGUUGAAAAUGCAACAGAACGGUCACGGAGGACGUUCGGAAGACGAUGACUCUGAAGAGGAUCAAUUCUAGCUUCCUUUUGGCUUAUUCUGAUUGAUACUACGUUUUCCUAUACCAGCGACGUGCAGUAAAUAUAAGGUUUAAAAGCCUCUAAUUUUAUUUGGUUGAGCUUGUGCGGCCGCGGAACACUCCGAGGUUCCGUAUCCGAUAUCAAGAUAUAGGCUAUAGCCCUUACCUCAAGGCGUAGAAAGUGGUAA